Cinclus cinclus is the source of this 1628-nucleotide messenger RNA. It is a transcript of the gene CASTOR2, whose product is annotated as cytosolic arginine sensor for mTORC1 subunit 2. NCBI's taxonomy places the organism in Eukaryota, Metazoa, Chordata, Aves, Passeriformes, Cinclidae. The transcript is spliced from 9 exons. Gene Ontology annotation, cellular component: cytosol. The record is from RefSeq and is a predicted model, not a curated record. Gene Ontology annotation, biological process: cellular response to L-arginine; negative regulation of TORC1 signaling. Bases 633 to 1622 code for a protein of 329 amino acids.
UUCCCCAUCUGCUGCACGAAGCAACGAACAAGGUAAGAUUUUAGUAUUUCCCUGCUGUUAAAACUUCCAAAGUUCUCCUUCCUGCUAGUCCUCGGGUUGUGAAAGAUUUUCCAGCACACCGAUAGGUGCAAAGAAAACGAAACAAACCAAAACACCACCCUAAGCGGCUGGGCGCUCAUUCCCGUUUUAAUGCCCUCUUUGGUGUUUGUUAUUAAUUUUUUUUUUUUUUUUUUUUAUUUCGGCGAGUGUUGGGAGCGGCCGCUGAGGGCGGGCGCGCGGACUCCAAGGCCCGGCAUGCUCCGGGGCGCGGCGCAUGCGCGCCGGGCGGGCUUGAGUGGCAAGUUGUUUGUUCCAGCGAGCACCAGCUGCUCGGCACUCCGGGCUCCGCUGCUCCGCGCCCCGCUGGCCUCCCCGCCGCUCCAACUUUUACACCCUCUGCUCCUUCAUCCUCUGAUCCCGCCCCUCCGGAGCCGGGAAGGGACAGACGGAACCGGGGAGGGAGGGAAAAAAAGAAAAAAAAAAGAAAAAAAAAAAAAAGGCACCGACAAUAACAGCCCCCCCUCCCCCUCCCCAUUCAAAAACACAACAUAAACCCCAGGGAUAGAUGAACUACAAAUGAGAAAGAGGAAAAGAUGGAACUGCACAUCCUAGAGCACAGGCUCAGAGUGGCUAGCAUAGCCAAGGAGAGCAUCCAGUUGUUUACCUAUGGAUUAAUCAAACUUGCUUUUCUGUCCUCUAAGACGAGGUGCAAGUUCUUCAGCCUCACAGAAACCCCUGAGGACUACACCAUCAUUGUGGAUGAAGAGGGCUUCCUAGAGCUUCCUUCCUCGGAACACUUGAGCGUGGCCGAUGCAACAUGGCUUGCCCUCAACGUGGUGUCUGGUGGAGGUGGUUUCUCCAGCUCCCAGCCCAUCGGAGUGACCAAAAUUGCCAAGUCAGUCAUAGCACCCCUAGCUGACCAAAACAUCUCAGUGUUUAUGCUCUCCACCUAUCAGACGGACUUCAUCUUGGUGCGUGAGCGAGACCUGCCCUUCGUGAUGCACACGCUGGCUGCCGAGUUCACCAUCCUCAGAGUAGUGAACGGGGAGACAGUGGCUGCCGAUGACUUUGGGGUAACAAAUGGAUUUGUCAAACCAAAACUAGUUCAGAGGCCUGUCAUUCAUCCUCUUUCCAGUCCAAGUAAUAUGUUCUGCGUCACCAGCCUGGAUCCAGAUACCCUUCCCACUGUUGCUACACUCCUCAUGGAUGUCAUGUUUUACUCCAAUGGAGUAAAGGACUCAGUGGUGGGCAACGAAGACUCUGGACACAUUCGCUUUUUCUCCUUUUCUCUCAUUGAGGGUUACAUCUCCCUGGUCAUGGAUGUCCAGACACAGCAGAGAUUUCCUAAUAAUUUGUUGUUUACAAGUGCAUCUGGCGAGCUCUGGAAGAUGGUGCGGAUUGGUGGGCAGCCUCUUGGCUUUGAUGAAUGUGGAAUUGUCGCUCAGAUUUCUGAGCCUUUGGCCGCGGCCGACAUCCCAGCCUACUACAUCAGUACUUUUAAGUUUGAUCACGCCUUGGUACCUGAAGAAAAUAUAAAUGGUGUGGUCAAUGCACUCCAAGUCAGUCAAGCUGAAAAACAUUAGAAAUCU